GGCGCGGGAGACAGAGCCCCGAGAGAACCGGCGGCGCCGCGGCGGGUCCUCACCCGGCCCUCCCAGGGACGGAGCGGGGGACGCGAGCCGGGGGGCCGGGGCGAGGGAGCCCCGAGGACCAGGCUGAGCCCGGGCUCCGGUCCGUCGGGGGAGGCAGCGCGGACUCCGGAGGGUCUCGGGCGCUGGGACUCGCCUUGUCCCCGGGGCCACCCCCGCGGUCCCCACCUGCCGCCCCGCCUCGCGUCCCCGCCCCGCGACCCCGAGAGAGCAGAGAUCGGCCUGCGCGGGCCAAGUCCCAGCGCCGCUCCCGCCCGAACCCCAAGGGGACACGGCGAGGACCCCGGCGGCCGGUAGCGCGCGCCCAGCCCCGCCGCCCCUCUCCUGGGCGGACCUCCACUCCCGGCCCCGGCGGCCGCCCGCCCGGAGCCCCCUGCCCUGUCCUCGGGCGCGCGGACAUGCGGCCGGCCAAGCCAGGCGCCCCGCUGCCCGCGCUGCUCCUGCUCGCGCUGGCGUUGUCCCCGCAGGACACCCAGGGGAGGCCCCGGGGUCGCAGGGGAGCCCGCGUCGCCAACGAGGAACCCAAGCUUUUCCUCCCCGCGGCUGGGGCCGGCCCGGCGUCCAGCGCCUCCCGGAGCGCAGAAAUAUUCCCAAGAGAUUUGAACUUGAAAGACAAAUUCAUUAAGCAUUUCACAGGGCCAGUCACAUUUUCAGCUGAAUGUAAAAAACAUUUCCAUCGACUCUAUCACAACACCAGAGAUUGCUCAACCCCAGCUUAUUACAAAAGAUGUGCUAGAUUGCUAACAAGAUUAGCAGUGAGUCCACUGUGCUCGCAAACCUAGAAAACAUACCCUGCAUUUCAUAAGAAUGUAAAUUUAAUUUGAAGAAAAAAGUGCUUGGACUCAUACUAAAUGUAAAAAGAGGUGAAACUUCUAAUUUUAUGGCAUAUGAAGAUGGGUAAAAUCAGAGACUUCUCAGAAAUAACUGAUUAGCUGUGCCUGCCACAGAAUGGAGUCUUUCUUGGUUUAUCUUUGUGUAUACAGUAAUUUGAAAUUUUUUAAAACAAAGCUUAAUUCACAUAUUGAAAAUUGAAUACUAAAAAUUAUGCUAUUCGACUUUAUUUUUGCUGUAUAUAUUAUUUUCUUAUAUGGUUAACAUUUCAUGUAUGUAUAAAUUAUAUAUUUAAUUAUGUAAAUUAUGUCCGAGAGUGCC
Diceros bicornis minor is the source of this 1209-nucleotide messenger RNA. It is a transcript of the gene ALKAL1, whose product is annotated as ALK and LTK ligand 1. Gene Ontology annotation, molecular function: receptor signaling protein tyrosine kinase activator activity; receptor tyrosine kinase binding. Gene Ontology annotation, biological process: positive regulation of ERK1 and ERK2 cascade; positive regulation of ERK5 cascade. The record is from RefSeq and is a predicted model, not a curated record. Lineage: Eukaryota; Metazoa; Chordata; Mammalia; Perissodactyla; Rhinocerotidae. The transcript is spliced from 5 exons. The coding region runs from base 456 to 839 and encodes 127 amino acids.